GAAUAUAUGCCGCGUAAAGGGCGUAGCAAGUAUCCGGAUACGUCAAAGGUCAAUGAAGAAGAGCUGAUCGAGAAUGUCGUUCCGGCGUUUGCUCCAGAGACAUGCUUCGCUCGUUGGACAGACUUCGAGAAAAGCUUCACGGAAUACAAGCGAAUGCAUAACUUGAGAUUUCGAGUGCGAUCGUCUGAAACUACACAGCAAUACAACAAGUACGGC
This is a messenger RNA of Phytophthora sojae, 216 nucleotides long. RefSeq lists its product as hypothetical. NCBI's taxonomy places the organism in Eukaryota, Oomycota, Peronosporomycetes, Peronosporales, Peronosporaceae. The annotation marks the transcript as partial. The transcript has a single exon. The record is from RefSeq and is a predicted model, not a curated record.